This is a messenger RNA of Colletes gigas, 548 nucleotides long. RefSeq lists its product as uncharacterized. Lineage: Eukaryota; Metazoa; Arthropoda; Insecta; Hymenoptera; Colletidae. The coding region runs from base 48 to 548 and encodes 166 amino acids. The transcript has 2 exons. The record is from RefSeq and is a predicted model, not a curated record.
GUGAUCUAUCAGGAAAUCGUAACGAUUUCUAUGAUGGUUUGGAUUACAUGUAUGACCGAGGAAUUGAGGAUAAUUUUGAGGAUGAUUUUGUUCUUGCUCACCGACGUUUCAAAGAACGUUCUGCCGCCGCUUUUGCCGACGAUUUGGCUGAUAUGAGACGCAAAAGAAGGGACAUGCAGGAUCGUAUCUUCGAUGUAAUUGACUUGAACGCUGAAAUCGAGAAAGCUAAGACCACAUUGGAAGCAGCAGACAGUGCUUUUCAACGACACGCAACAAAAUUCAACAAUACAGAUGAUUAUGAUGACGAGUCGCUAAAAAAAGGACCUAAUAUGGAAAUAAUGCCAGAAAAACCAAAGCCCAAAACUGUGAAAUUUAUAAAGGUCCCAAAUCUAGAUAUAGAGUUGCACAUGCCGAAGCCAUCAAAGCAAAGACAAGAUAGAACUAACUCGUUAGUAGAAGCGGCUGCGAUUGAAGAUCCGUUAAAUACAGUUGCUUUACUACCAUUGAAGAGGAAAUUCUUAAAAAGGAAGAAAAGCGUCUCGUUUUAA